AUGGACGAUGAUGAUUUGGGGAUGUCAGCCGGCAAAUACGCACGGCUGGAUGGAGGGGACGACAUGAAUGAGAAUAAAGAACGAUAUGCUAGAGAAAAUCACAGUGAG
Molecule: messenger RNA, 108 nt
Organism: Strongylus vulgaris
Lineage: Eukaryota; Metazoa; Nematoda; Chromadorea; Rhabditida; Strongylidae
Source: the annotation of a GenBank genome assembly